UGGCCCCUCCAUUCACACAAAGUUUGGCUCCAUCGCAGCAGAGGGAGGGGGCGGCCCGGUCCGGCCCAGCUCUGCCCCCGGCCCGGCCCGGCCCUGGCUCCGGCCCCCGGUCCCGGCCCAACCCUUAUCUGGGUUUAUCUGAUCUACUCGUCUAGUUUAAGAGCCGGGCCCCGCCCGUCACAGAGCUCCGCUCCUCUCCUCUCUCCAGCCCGCCCCGUCAGUCAAGCCUUCUGUGCGUCCUCUCGGCCACCCGGUCCGAGGUGUCUCCCUGCCUAGGACCUAAGUAUACCUUGGUCUCCCAGCCUCCCUGCCCAGUGGCUCCUUCUUGGACUUGGAGAUUGAUGACUUCGGUUGCCAAGGUGUACUACAGCCAGACCACCCAGACAGAGAGCCGGCCCUUGAUGGGCCCGGGGCUGCGUCGCCGGCGGGUACUGACUAAGGAUGGCCGCAGCAACAUUCGCAUGGAACACAUUGCUGACAAGCGCUUCCUCUAUCUCAAGGACCUAUGGACCACCUUCAUUGACAUGCAGUGGCGCUACAAGUUGUUAUUAUUCUCGGCCACCUUUGCAGGCACCUGGUUUCUCUUUGGUGUGGUGUGGUACCUGGUGGCUGUGGCCCAUGGAGACCUGCUGGAGCUAGGGCCUCCCGCUAACCACACGCCCUGUGUAGUGCAGGUGCACACGCUCACAGGUGCCUUCCUCUUCUCCCUUGAGUCACAGACCACCAUUGGCUAUGGGUUCCGCUACAUUAGUGAAGAGUGUCCACUGGCCAUUGUCCUCCUCAUUACCCAGCUGGUGCUUACCACCAUCUUGGAGAUCUUUAUCACUGGCACCUUCCUGGCCAAAAUUGCCCGGCCCAAGAAGAGGGCUGAGACCAUCCGCUUCAGUCAGCACGCUGUGGUGGCCACCCAUGAUGGCAAACCCUGCCUCAUGAUCCGUGUUGCCAACAUGCGCAAAAGCCUCCUCAUUGGCUGCCAGGUGACAGGUAAGCUGCUCCAGACCCAUUUAACCAAGGAAGGGGAGAGCAUCCGACUCAAUCAAGUCAAUGUGGCCUUCCAGGUGGAUACAGCCUCUGACAGCCCAUUCCUCAUCCUGCCCCUUACAUUCUACCAUGUGGUGGACGAAUCCAGCCCUCUACGUGACUUGCCCCUGCGCAGUGGUGAGGGGGACUUUGAGCUGGUUCUGAUCCUGAGUGGGACAGUGGAAUCUACCAGUGCCACCUGCCAAGUGCGUACAUCCUACUUGCCAGAGGAGAUCCUCUGGGGCUACGAAUUCACACCUGCCAUCUCACUCUCAGCCAGUGGCAAGUAUGUGGCUGACUUCAGCCUCUUUGACCAGGUUGUAAAAGUGACCCCUCCCGGCUGCCUCCGAGAUACCACUGUCCGUUAUGGGGAUCCUGAGAAGCUCAAACUAGAGGAAUCAUUCCGGGAACAGGAAGGAAAGGAGGGCAGUGCCCUCAGUGUACGAAUCAGCAAUGUCUGACUGAUUUGACUCCCACUUCCCUCACCCUUCUGGCCAGAGGAGAUAUUCUCUGGUUCUACCUUCCCCCUGUCUCAUGCCUGUUCUCUCUCUCUCAGCUCCCAGGCUCCUUGGAGAGAGUCCCAGGAUCACCCUUCUCCUAAUCCCAUCUCCUUCCACCCCAGUGGCCUGUCAUUUGCUUAGGCCAGCCUGAGGGAACGGUCCCCCUUUGGAGUCUGAGUCCCACCUCUGAGCCAAGGUUUGGGGUAUUUGGGACACAGCAGACUGGGCUGAGGAAGAAUAGGAAUUCUCAGCUAUUACUGGAGACUCCAUAAGAGAACUUUGCAGUUGGAUGGAUGGAUAAACUCUGCUCCAUUUAUGAAGCUUGGUGCCUUAAGGAUGGAGGACUUUCCUUUUCUACCUUCCCACCACAGCUAGUUCCCUGAGAUCAAGCUCCCUCUUCUGGUCACUCUGGGAAUUACACUCUUAGAUCUGUCUGAUACUGGGACCUGGCAGUGGAUAAAGCAUCAACCUAUCAUGGUAUCUCUGCUAAACCCCAACAGAGUACUACUUUCUCUUCACAAUUCCCCAAGUGGACCUUCUCCCUAUGUCCCAGAUCCGACUUGUCCCUCUUUUAAUACCUUUGUCCCCAGAGAUUGGAAUUCAUAAUAAAUGACCACAACAUGUAGCCCUACCACAAUCAUAUACUCAUAAGAGUUUAAAAUUCUUUAAAUUGAGGAUCACUGGGAAAGAAAAAUUGUCCAAAUUUCAGGUGCUUAUCUCCCUAGGUUACUCAAGGUUUUCUGUGAGAGGUCUGACCCUGGUCACUACAUUCUACAAAGAAAGGUUCAAGUGUCUGAACCCUUAGGAAAGUGUCUAAGAUGAUGUUUCAGACAGAAGCUGUACCUAGGUACCCUCUUCUAAUCAGUUGGUACCCUCUUCUAAUGAGUUUGUUCAAUGUCCCUUUUCCCUUUACUAUACUGGCUCUAUUUCCCAAAAUGAAUAGGAUGUAAAGAGGACUUUUCUUUAUUCUUUGCUACACCGAGGACCAGUUCUCAGGGUCCAAAAGCUCUAGUAGAAUUGGACAAAAAUCCCACCAUGUGGGAAGUUUUCUAUAAGUCAGGCUUUUGGGUUGAGCUUCUAGGGUAUGCUGCCUUCAAGGAACUGGUUAUUUGCUAUUGAGGACUGGACAGAAACUCACAUCUAUGAUGGGAAGUCACUAUUACCACUCUCAGUCACCCUGUACUCCUUUGAAAAGUACAAGUUCCCAGACCAUUAGGUAAAUACCUGAAUGCUUGUGGGAAGAAGAACAUGACAUUCCCGGGGGCCAGAAGAAAAUGAAAGAGACUCUCCCUUGUCCUAACUCCACUGUUUGCCCAGAACUCAGUCCCAAAUGCUCAGUGAGCAAGUAUUCUCAAAGGAACAAGACUGGAUUACUUGGAUGGGAUCCAAGGAAAGCAGUAUAAUGCAGUAGAAAGAAUGUGAGAUUUGGAGUCAAGGACCUGGGUUCAAAUUCUGAUUCUGCCCCUUAUUGCCUUUGUGAUCUGGAGCAAAUCAUUUAAACUCUCUGGGUCUCAGUUCCCUCAUCUGCAAAUCGUGUGAACUAACUGACCUCUAAAGUCUCUUUUAGCUCCAAAUAUGAUCCAUUCUCUGGCAGAGACCAAGUUGGAUAGACAGUGAGAUUUUUCGCCUGAAGAAAGCCUCCAUAUCCAUGGAGGAUAGCCUUAUCGGCAGGUAACAGGGACACAUUUUGCAGGAUUCUUGUGGAGUAUCAUUAAAUGAGGUAAUUGAGAGAAAGCAACUCUCUGUUGUUUAUAUAAUAAGCCUAUGGUCAGCAAAUCACAUUCCAAUCUAAAAUGUGUUUGCAUUUAAAUGUUCCUAUAUGUAUAUGCUCAUUCUAUAGCCUUGUAAACAGGCUCAAAACAUCUCCAGGUUGGCCUCAGAAUCACAAACUGACCACAUCUGUGUGAAGUUCCACCCAAGAAGAGCCUUUUGACCUUGGCUAAUCCCACCUGCCAAGUGGAGAUUGCUACCACUUCCCCAUCAAUCUCUGCUCAUAAUAAACCCAACUAGAGGCCCCUGGCCUAGGUGGAGUUUAGACAGAGAUGAAGCUUACAGAUACUUGAAAGCCUUCCACAGGGACCAGAAGGGAAAGAGCCAUCUGCUAGAUUUUUCCUUCUUGGAAUCGACUUCCCUGAUUUCUUCUGUAUAUAUCUAUAUACAGAACAGGACUCAUACACACUGACAUAUAAUGUCCAUAUCUAUAUGUUAUACCUAAUCAGUCCCCAUCCAUCUGGUUUCUUCUGCACAUAGCUGCCACCUCCUUAUAUGAGUCAUUUCUCCUCCCUCCCUCCACUCCCUUAGUCUUAAUUUCUCAGACUUCCAGACUCUUUGGACAACUAGCAAACUUAAGAGAAAUUGCCUGGAACCCAAUUCACUGACUUCCCUACUUUCCCUAUUUGUGUCCUGCCCCCAAGUCCAGAUCUCCCUGUAUAUUGCACUUUAUAUGACAUGUUCUCCUUUGUUCUGGUCUGGAACCCAUAUGCCAAGGAUCCCAUUCUCCUCCCCAACCCUAAAUGCCUUCAACAAAGGGCUGUCUCUGUCCCCAGAUGAGACAUUUAUCUUCUAAACUAUGAGAUGUGCCUAUAAAUAUGGACAGUUCUUAAGGAAAUGGACCACAUCUCUACUAACCAUCAUCCAAGAAUGUGGGGGGAAAGGGAGAAAGAAAGUUAAGAGUGUGGAAAGGGGAUGUUUCUGAGAAUGGCCUGGUAACCCAUGGUGGGGGGUGUCCUUGAAGUGUCUGGGGAAGAAGACAGAAGAAAAUGGUGGUAUGGAGGGAACCCACAGAAAUCCACAAAACCUUUAUGCAUUACCAUUCACCUAAUUACAUCACUAAACACCUUAGGUAAGUGAAAAAGGUGUAGGCAGGAUUUGGGGGGAGAGGUCACAUGACAUGUAUAGAAGAUUUACCUAUGAAA
This is a messenger RNA of Sarcophilus harrisii (Tasmanian devil), 4435 nucleotides long. RefSeq names its product potassium inwardly rectifying channel subfamily J member 10 (gene KCNJ10). Gene Ontology annotation, biological process: regulation of monoatomic ion transmembrane transport; potassium ion import across plasma membrane. Bases 342 to 1481 code for a protein of 379 amino acids. Gene Ontology annotation, molecular function: inward rectifier potassium channel activity. The record is from RefSeq and is a predicted model, not a curated record. Gene Ontology annotation, cellular component: plasma membrane. NCBI's taxonomy places the organism in Eukaryota, Metazoa, Chordata, Mammalia, Dasyuromorphia, Dasyuridae. The transcript is spliced from 3 exons.